Molecule: messenger RNA, 2284 nt
Organism: Branchiostoma belcheri (Belcher's lancelet)
Lineage: Eukaryota; Metazoa; Chordata; Leptocardii; Amphioxiformes; Branchiostomatidae
Product: multiple epidermal growth factor-like domains protein 6
Exons: 14
Coding region: 112-1980 (622 amino acids)
Molecular function (GO): calcium ion binding
Source: RefSeq, a predicted model, not a curated record
GUGCCACUGGACUUGUGGCGCAGGAAACGUUUCUAGAUCGAAGCGCGAGCGCUUUUUUGUGUGUGCAAUCAAGGAGGUUUAACCUCCUUGGUGCAAUCGUCUUAAACCACCAUGGGAGAUUCCCGUGUCAUCCGUGCGACCAAACCUCUCCCCAUUGCCAUUGCGCUCAUCUUCUGUGUUUCUACAGUGGUUUUAGCAGAAAUGAUCGAACUUUAUGACUGCACCGACGGCAAAUAUCUAAAUCAACAUGACGAUGACACCAUAAAUGGUAUCAGCAUCGAGGAGUGCGCUGAGAGGUGCAUGCAUGGAACACCUGGUGUACCGGAAUGGGAGUGCUCGUCGUUUGACUACAUGAAGUCAGACCAAAUAUGUCUGCUCAGUACAACCAAAAGUGGCUCCCUUACUUCUGACUCCAACUACUGGUAUUGUGAGUUGAAAGAUCUUCUCCAUUUUUUCGACGUGCAACCAGACCACGCCUUAGGCGGACUGGAUGACUAUAUCGUCCUCCUACCGGAGGCGACCCCCCUCAAAUGCGCGUGGCGAUGUCUGCGGGACCAAGCCACCCUACCCGGUGCCGUCUGUUACUCCUUUGAGAUCGGAACUGAGCAGCGGCCCGAUAAGUGUCUGCUAAGUAGUUACAGCGUGGACACAUCGGGCAUUUCUCUGGACUUCAACCCAAGAUUCGACUACUAUCAACGUAGCGAACUAUGCAUACCCAGUCCCUGUGUUAAGGGAUACUGCGUGGGAAAGAACAAGGUUUUCACCUGCAUGUGUGACGCCGGCUGGGGAGGAGACAUCUGCAACGAAGUAUGUGCUGAAGGGACCUUUGGGCAGGGCUGCCAUGAGAUCUGCCACUGUGCGCUUGGCGGCUCUGUGUGUGACACAGCCUCCGGGAUCUGCAGCAGUGGUGGGUGUAUUGAAGGAUGGUCAGGACCCAACUGUCAGGCAGAUGUCAAUGAGUGCCUUGACAACGCUGGUCGUGGACCGUGUGCUCAGAUCUGUACUAAUACUGAUGGAAGCUACACCUGUUCGUGUCGGGCUGGGUACAGUCUGAAUGACGACGGGCAUUCCUGUGAUGAUGUCUGCAUCCCCAACCCCUGUAUUCACGGCCACUGUGUGAGGCAUAUCAAUACUUUCACCUGUAUGUGUGAUGCCGGAUGGGGAGAAGACAUUUGUGACACAGCCUGUAGUUCUGGUACCUUUGGGUCUGGCUGCUCCUCCACCUGUCACUGUGCAGCCGGAGAUUCAGUUUGUGCCACAGACACCGGAGCCUGUAGCACUGGAGGAUGCAGCGAUGGAUGGCAAGGACUCAGCUGCCAGACAGACAUUGAUGAGUGCCUCAGCAAUGAUGGCCGUGGACCUUGUGCUCAAGUCUGCACCAACACCCCGGGACAUUACGUCUGCUCUUGCUCCGAUGGUUACAAAGUUGGCGCUGAUGGGCACACCUGUGAAGCUUGCGGGCUUGGUACAUUUGGACCUGAGUGCUCUGGAAUGUGUCACUGUGCGUUUGGAAAUAUAGUGUGUGAUUCUCAGGCGGGAGGCUGCAGCAAUGGUGGAUGUGCAUCUGGAUGGAUCGGAUCAAACUGUCAGACAGCAUGCCAGCCUGGCUAUUUUGGACAAGGCUGUACCGGGAUCUGCCACUGUGCAAGUGGAGAUUCUGUGUGUUAUCCACAGUCUGGGGUCUGCAGUAGUGGUGGCUGUGCCCCGGGCUGGGAGGGGAGGAACUGUCAGAAUGAUGUCAACGAAUGCAGCAGGAACACCGACAUCUGCCACACCGAAGGCACAUGCGUCAACACAGAAGGGUCCUACAAGUGUACAUGUAACCCAGGCUACCAGUGGGAUGGGAUAUCAUGUAAACAAGAACAUCAGAGUGCUGGUGGUGGUCUGUCUGCAGGGGGCAUCGUGGGCAUUGUGUUGACAUUGGUAGUGCUGUUCGCUGCAGCUGCAGCUCUCAUCUUCAAGAAGUGUCGGACUGAGUAAUUUGACGACAUGCCUUGCAAGCCUCAGAGUCCACAUCCAGUGUUUACAAAUGUGGAGACUAGUGCUCUGUUGGUGCUGACAUUGUACCUACCAGCUUGACUGUUGAACACAAACCAUUCUAAUGUUAAGUUGUUCUUAUAUAAUCCAAAAAUUUCAAUGAAUAACUUUAGUUGAAUAAGCUUCAUUGUAUAACUAUUACAAGCUCUAAUAUGGUGGUGUGUUAUGCCAAAGUAUGAUUAUAUCAGCUAUACAGAUACUGAUACAGAUAUCACAUACAUGUACGGGCAUUACAUGUAAUUGCACA